UUAUCACCAGUGGUUCACAAUUGAAGAGUAACGGGCUCGUGUGUUUGACAUGUUGGGAUUGCUUUAAGUGGUAAACAAGUGUGAAAAAUUAUUUAAAAUGUUUAAGAAGAGGAGAAUUGUUAAUAACGCUAAGAGAAGGCGUCAGGCUGAGGAAGAAAACGAUAGCAGCGACGAUGAGACAACCAUCGUGAAGAAAGAAAAAAAAGUUGCUGAAAAUAAUCCUCUCAGACAAAGUACAAGUAUCACAAAAAGAGAGAAGACUGAGACCUGUGACUCCAGCGAGGAGGAAUCUUCAGUGAUGGUGGCCUACAAGAGUACAAAAUCAAGUCAGAUUGCGGGCCCAAGUGAUCAGGGAGCCACAGCGGUCCUGGAGACUGAGACAGAGGUCGACAAGGACGCUCAGGCAAUAUUCGAGAAAGCCCAGAAGAUAAAUGAGGAGCUGGAGGGGAAGGAGGAUGACAAAAUCUACAGGGGAUUGAAUAAUUAUGCCCAGUAUUACAAGAAGAAGGACACUGCCGCUGGGAAUGCCUCCAGUGGAAUGGUCAGGAAGGGCCCCAUCAGAGCGCCAGCAAAUCUCAGAGCUACAGUUCGAUGGGAUUAUCAACCAGAUAUCUGCAAGGACUAUAAAGAGACUGGAUUCUGUGGCUUCGGGGACUCCUGUAAAUUUCUGCAUGAUCGAUCUGAUUACAAACUUGGGUGGCAGUUGGAAAGAGAAGCGGCCAGUGGAGAGUACGAUAACUCUGGUGAUGAGGAUGAUAAAAAGUAUGAGAUCGACAGUGACGAGGAUAAUUUGCCCUUCAAAUGUUUCAUCUGCAGGGAGACCUUCACCGAUCCUGUUGUCACCAAAUGUAAGCACUACUUCUGUGAGAAAUGUGCCCUCGACCAGUACAAAAAAUCCACCAGAUGUUUUAUCUGCAACGUCCAGACGACAGGUGUCUUCAACCCAGCGAAAGAGUUAAUAGCCCAAAUAAAAACAAGAUCAAUCGGAGAUUGUGAGGGUGGCGAGGAGACUUGAUGCCUCAAAUUCC
Diachasmimorpha longicaudata is the source of this 1028-nucleotide messenger RNA. RefSeq names its product E3 ubiquitin-protein ligase RNF113A (gene mdlc). Bases 98 to 1015 code for a protein of 305 amino acids. Gene Ontology annotation, molecular function: metal ion binding. Gene Ontology annotation, biological process: snoRNA splicing. The record is from RefSeq and is a predicted model, not a curated record. Gene Ontology annotation, cellular component: U2-type spliceosomal complex. The transcript is spliced from 5 exons. NCBI's taxonomy places the organism in Eukaryota, Metazoa, Arthropoda, Insecta, Hymenoptera, Braconidae.